Messenger RNA from Arabidopsis arenosa, 612 nucleotides. NCBI's taxonomy places the organism in Eukaryota, Viridiplantae, Streptophyta, Magnoliopsida, Brassicales, Brassicaceae. The record is from the annotation of a GenBank genome assembly.
GAAUCUCUCUUAGGGCUUCGUCUAUAUCGCAGAUCGGACUUUUUGUUUCCAAUCGCCGACCGUAUAAUCUGAUAAGAUGUCUGCUACUCAGGAAGAAGACAAGAAGCCCGACCAAGGAGCUCACAUCAAUCUCAAAGUCAAGGGACAGGAUGGUAAUGAAGUCUUCUUUAGGAUCAAGAGAAGCACUCAGCUCAAAAAGCUGAUGAAUGCUUACUGUGACCGUCAGUCUGUGGAUUUCAACUCAAUUGCUUUCUUGUUUGAUGGGCGUCGUCUUCGUGCCGAGCAGACUCCAGAUGAGCUUGAAAUGGAAGAUGGAGAUGAGAUUGAUGCAAUGCUCCAUCAGACUGGUGGUGGUGCUAAUGGCCUGAAGCUGUUCUGCUUUUAGUGGCUAUUUUAAUGGUUUUCCAUAAGAUUGUGUGAUAUUAAUGGAUUUAGUGAAUCGGCUUUAGAUUAAAUUUGGCAGGCUUUGUUUUACUUUGACCAGUUUCUACUUACUGGUUAAAGUCUAUGUGAAUCAUGAACUUAUUGGAUCUUAAAAUAUUAAUGGGCUUGUUUAUGGGUUUUUGGAAUCUUUUUAUUGGCUUUAGCUUAAACUAAACGCACAAGUUGCCG